UGCGCGCUCAGUCACGCAGAUGCACGCGCUCUCGUACCUCCAGUCUUCCUGCCAAAGCGAUGUACUCGCGUUGUCCCGCACAGCCCCAGCAAACGGUUGUCGUUUUCAGCACGGGACAGAACCUGCACCCUCUUACUGCAAUAUGGCGACAGAGUUUCACAACCUUCAGGAGCUGAGGCACAGUGCAUCGCUGGUAACAAAAGUGUUUGUACAGAGAGACUACAGCGAAGGAACCGUGUGCCGCUUCCAGACCAAAUUCCCCUCAGAGCUCGACAACAGGAUUGAGCGAACCUUGCUUGAGGAGACAGUGAAGACCCUGAACUCUUAUUAUGUGGAGGCGGAAAAAAUCGGAGGUCAGUCGUACCUGGAAGGAUGUCUGGCUUGUGCAACAGCUUAUAUCGUCUUCCUCUGCAUGGAGACACGCUAUGAGAAGGUGCUGAAGAAAAUAUCAGGCUACGUCCAAGAGCAGAAUGAGAAGAUCUAUGCUCCUAGAGGUCUGCUGCUAACAGACCCCGUAGAGAGAGGAAUGAGGGUUCUAGAGAUCAGUGUGUUUGAAGACCGGGGCUCGGGCAGCUCCAGUCCCAGCAGCAGCAUGUCAUCGGCAGGCAGCAACGCCCGGUGACUGGAGGGGCAGCGCCAGGCUUACGGGUACCACCACAGGGGCAGCGGGACACUUACCAACAUCCGCAUGCUGAAACAUGAGAGCACCAGGUUCUAAGACUAAGAGUGGAGAGCAAAAAGGCAAGGAGGUGAUCCACAGCACUCACACUCUCCCUGCUGGGGCCUACAACGUACCACCUCGAGAAUAGUAACUGGCUUAGACAAACACAGUGGAUAGCAGAAAAAACACAAGUGCAACAGAACCGACACACAGGCAGUAGACACAUAUACGAGCCAACAUCCAGAAUGUCUGUGAGGGAAUAUCCAACUCUCCGACUCUCCAACAGCUAUCCAAACCAAACUAAUAAUGAUUUCUUUUGUUUCAAUUUUUUUAUUCACCUUUUCUCUCAUUCCAUCACGUCUGUUUCCAUGAGUCACAGCAUCUCUGUUGUACGGCUGAUUCAGCAGGCUUACCCUUGAUUAGACUCAAUGUCAGUGCUUGAUUGUUUUCAGGGUGGUCACGGUCACUAUCUCUAUCUGCUGACGCAUUGACAGUGUAGUCUUGGGUCUGUGCUUCAGUUCUGAAAUCUGGAAGUAGGAAAACUAUUGGGCUCCUGGGAGACCCAAUGUUCCCCGGUCUAGCUGAAUGAUUACAUUUACUUCAGCUGGUUGGGGUCAAGCCACUUUGAAUGCUGGCAAAUUCGGGCCUGCUGUGGGACUGCUCGGUUAUAUGCCCUGUUCAAAUGCGUUGGCUUUACUAUCAAAUGGAUAACAGAGAGCACCUUGGAUUAUUUAUCCUUAUUCACAGUAGUGGAUACUAGUGAUCCACAUUGCAGCUGUAGGUCACACUCCUACACACAUACUAUGCAUACAAAUGUACACAUCCUUGCCCAAGUACUCAUACAGACACUAGAAGGGGACAAAUAAGCACAUAGUACAUAUAUACACAGACACCUGUGGCUAAUGACCAAGCGUUCCUGCACACAGUUUCUGACAGACAUAGAGUUGGAGUCAACUUAGCCAGACAAUACUACUGUGGUCUUCCCUCAUUGAGAACCAAGCAAUCCCAGGCCCUGUAAACCUGCGCCAGUUUCCCUGGUAGUGUGUACAUGUACUGUAUCUGGUGUGUUGUGUAUGUCUGUGUUCCACUGGUCCCAGCAUCACCCACGUUGAGAUGAAAGCUUGCUGAUUAUUAAGGAGACCUCAAAGUGGGAUGAUCAGUUUCCCAAAUGAGAACUGAACAUACAAUGUAUGAUAACCAGCAGGGUGGUAAUAACAGGUGUGUGUUUGGAUGUGAAUAUAGGUGUGUGUAGAAUAAUCAGCAUGUACAGACUUCAAUACCAGAUACUCUAUUCUAGUCUGUCUCAGCUGCUUAUGUAGAUGAAGAUAAUUUCUAAUUAUCCAAAAUGCAAGACAGCGUAAAAUAAAAAAAAAUGUCUAGAAGAAGUAUUUGACAUGCACACAACAAAAUUAAGAAAUACAGAGUAGUGUUGAUGCAGAUAAAGAUUUUAGAUUAAAAAUGUCUCUGACAUCAAGUCUUUAAGUUCAUUCUUGUCAUCUGUUAGUUUUUUAUUAACAGAAAUUUAAGGGACAUUUGGAUAAUUUUGCCGUAAAACAUAGUUUUAGCUCCCUCUAGUGACAGACUGGGGAUGUUCUGCAUUUUCAAAUUAAAAAAAUACUACAAGAAUUUAAGUGUAAAGACAAAGUCUGAUUCAUAGUCUGAUUCUAAUAACUUCUAGUACUACUUACUUACUCACACUAACGCACUGCCCUGUAGCUUCCUUUUUUUGUGCAUUAUCUUCAGUACCUGAGCAGCAUACAAUCUGUCUAUCUUGUGGGAAAUAGUGCAUCCUGUCUUGUUUAAUUGUGUGUGGAGGCAUUUUGUAGCAACAGUGUUGAUGCCAGUAGACAGCACACCCACACAGCGUCAAACAAAACCUGAAAAAAACUUAAGCAAUGUUUGGAUGUCUGGAUCUUUUCUUUCUGUUCCCACAGUUUCUGUCUUCUUCUUUCUUUUACCAUUUUCAGUUUUGUUGUCUUUUAACCCACCUCCCAACAUGAUCUCUAAAUCAGCUCUGAGAAUGUAGCCCUUUUCCUCUUCUUUAGUCACAUAGUGAGUUUUGAGCAAAACCCUCAGCAGAGCCCCUGCCUUGCAACUAGCCUUGUGUACAUUUACCAGAGCAGUGUCAAGUUGUAGUUAAACCACCUGCUAGAAAGUUGUUUUGCUUCAGCCUCAGUAGAUAGUUUAAUUUCAACUCAACGUUUUACUGCCUAAAUGAGUGAGAUGAACCUACAAAGACAUUUUCCCACAGCAGUUGAGUUCAGUUGUGCUUGUGUUCAGCCUCCUUUUCUUUUUGAUGCCUUCAUGUUUCAUCCCGCUGGAAUGGAUACCCAACCUGGGGCUGAUGGACUGACCAAUUAAAAACUCAGCACUCAGACUCAACACUGUCAAUAAGUGAAUAAAGGAGCUCAUUGGACAAUGUAUAAAGGACAAAAAAAUGAGUGUCUAUAAACUGUAAAGGUUAAGAACUGCACUGUACAUGCUUGUCAAUGACCACUGAGUUUAUAAAGUGUAAAGAAGUGGAUGGGAAUGUCAUUAUGCUAUAUAAUUCCAAAACACCACUGUUGCCCAGUACUAGUCCCUAAAUACGUUUUUAUGUUUUGGUAAAUCUUUAAUUUGGGCAUCAAGUGAUAGAGCAGCUAUAAAAGCUAAUAAUCUGUAAAUCUUAGAGCUGUCUUGUGUGAAAUGAGGAUUUAAUUUUUUCUACAAUUGUGUUGAUAAUGUAGCUCAUGAUAUUGUUAGUAAUAUUAACAAUGUCAGUUAUUAUUGUGGAGGUAAAUAGAGGGGUAAUGAUGAUGAUGACCCUCAGGGAAGUAUGAAGUUCCUAAAGGAUUAGUUCACAUUUUCAACCACGCUAACCUCUCUAGUGAUGGCUUUGUUGGUCUGUCAGUUUGUCCACCACUUUCUAGAAUAGAAAUAAAAUAUCGGAGGGAUAGACAUGAAAAUUUGGAGCCUAGAGAAUGAAUUUUUCUGACUCUAAGUCCUGCAAUAAGGAUCCCCUUGCCAUAUGUACAUUGAAAGAGCAGGAACAAUUACAGGAGGAAUGAUUACAGUAGCCAAUAACUCUUUUGAUAAAUAUAUGGGUGUGAGUAGUGUAUUCAUGUAAACUAGAAGAAAUCUGAUAUCCUUUAAGGGUGAGGUGAUAAAGAAGCGGUGUGUGCCAUAUUAUAAGGCAUUAUGUAGCUUGUUCUUUCAAGAAUGACUAAUGAAGACAGAGGGAGUGAAGAUUAGCACAUAAAAGAUGUGCAAUGAUCUACAAGUACACUAUUACGGAUCAGAUUACACUUUGGGUACUUGGGCCUCUAUCACGCUAUCAAGAUAACCUCUGUGUCAAAAAUUGUCUUUGAAUUAGAAAUGGAAAUUAUGUAUAGUCCAUUUCUGUAUGUAAAUUCCAACGUAAUACUGUAUUUAUCUUGUACUGUAUUUUAGAGUUCAGCAAGUUUGUUCGGACAUGUGGAGUCAUCAGUUUAGUAUGUGUGUUAUGCUGUUACAAACGUGAGAAUUUUCAUGUCUUUCUAAAACUGUAGAAGAUGAUGUGUGGAGUCUUGGCACCAGCCUUUUGAGUUGAGUUACUUUUAGUCCUUGGGGAGACUAAAACUUCAUUGCCGUUUAAUGCUGUAAGGUGUGUGCGUGCAUGCAUGCAUGCGUGCGUGCGAACAAACAAAGUACCAGAUAACAGGAAGUUAAAUCCCUUAUCAACAAAUUCCCUUGGUUAGGCUGCUAAGAGAGAGGAAUUUAUAUUUUAUCUUGAUGCUAUUUAUGUGUUAACAUCUAUUUGUUUGCAUAUUUAUUGAAGUGAAUUUGUGUAUUUUCUUCUAAAAGUUUAUUAUUAUUCAAAGCCAGGAGAAAAGAGUUUCAGCUGUCUCCAAGACAUGAAUAAAGUGUCUGAUGAAGUAGAUGGAAAGAGAAUCA
Messenger RNA from Etheostoma cragini (Arkansas darter), 4573 nucleotides. RefSeq names its product golgin A7 family, member Bb (gene golga7bb). Lineage: Eukaryota; Metazoa; Chordata; Actinopteri; Perciformes; Percidae. The record is from RefSeq and is a predicted model, not a curated record. Gene Ontology annotation, cellular component: palmitoyltransferase complex. Bases 20 to 622 code for a protein of 200 amino acids. Gene Ontology annotation, biological process: peptidyl-L-cysteine S-palmitoylation; protein targeting to membrane. The transcript is spliced from 5 exons.